AGGUACUCUUUGAUCCUCAGAGCAAAGUUCUGCAACAAACAACCAUGAGAGCUUUGAUCUUAUUAACCAUUUCUUCCCUAACAACACUUACCAAGGCAACCCCAGGAGGAGCACAUGGAGGCAUAGUACUUUCCGGACCUUCGGGAGUCGUCACCAACCAUGGAGCCAUCGGACCGGCUGCCCUAGGUUUGGGUGGACUGGGAGGACAUGGUGGAGCUUACAUUGGCGGACCUGCAGGACCAUCUGCCUUCGUUGGUGGUCCCGUAGGACCUUCUGCUUUUGUCGCUGGUCCUGCAGUAUCCCACGCUUCCGUUAUAGGACCAGCAGCUGGGUUUGGAGGACAUGGGCUAGGAUUGGGACUUGGAGCUCUUGGAGCGUUUGGUGGUUAUGGUGGUCUUGGCCUCGGGGGUUUAGGAGGUCUUGGGGCAUACGGGGGCUACCACAGUGGUCUAGGACUAGCUCCCGGAGUAUCCGUGACCAACGGUGGUGGUACCAUAGGCGUUGGACCCCAUGGAGUGACUGUUAAAGGUCCUGCUACAGUUCCUGCUACAAUCGCCGGCCCUGCUGGUAAAAUUGUGGCGAAUGGGCUAUACGGGGUACCCAGUCAUGGUCAUGGAUGGUAAAUUUGCAUCGUGAUUUCCUUAAAUUUUGACCAUUGUUCAAAGUAAUGGUUUUAAUUACUUAUACGUAACUGUCCUUACUAUGUUUAUAAAACUGCAUAAAAUUAACGGUUAGUUUGAAUUGUUGGACCUAUCAUGUCUCCAACCGAUGCGAUAAAAGCAUAAUGUUGUAUUAUAUUUUACAAUAUCGUAAAAAAUAUUGUUAAAUGGUAACAUAUGUGAUUUUUAAAUAGACCUAGAUUGUUUUAAAAUUGCCUCCCUUGUAUAGGAUUAUAAUUUAAGUGAAAAGCUUUAAUAAACAUAAUUUGGAACUUGA
This is a messenger RNA of Anoplophora glabripennis (Asian longhorned beetle), 936 nucleotides long. Its product is annotated as elastin-like. Bases 45 to 623 code for a protein of 192 amino acids. The transcript has 3 exons. NCBI's taxonomy places the organism in Eukaryota, Metazoa, Arthropoda, Insecta, Coleoptera, Cerambycidae. The record is from RefSeq and is a predicted model, not a curated record.